AUGCUCAUUGGGGUCUGCGGUGGUAUCUGCUCCGGCAAAAAGACGGUGGCUCAGUAUCUGGUCGAGCACCAUGGCUUCAAACAUCUCUACCUGCAGCCAUCAUCACCGUCGAUGGCAUCUUCCAAUUCAUUCCCGGACGGCACCUCGGCCCCCUCCGAGGACCACAGGCCGGAGUCGCCGUCCCAGUCAUCAGUCCCCGGGGCAUUCAAAGGCGCUCUGACCUCGACCGCGCUCACCACCAAGAAUGGCACCAGCUCUUCCUCUGAGACCACGCUGACCCUCAGGGCUGGUCCUCAGCACACCUUCUCCACGCCCGAGGAGCUUCUCGACUUUGUCACCAGGCGCUGGCGGAGCCGUUUCGUCACCACCGACAUCCCUACCGAGGCGGUUCUCGACGUCUUUGUGCGCCGGCCCUUCUUCCUGCUCCUCUCCGUCGAUGCCCCGUUGACGGUCCGCUGGCGUCGCUUCCAGCAGCGGGCCAGGCAGAGGAACGCGGAGGGACCGGUCAUGAGUCUGGAAGAUUUCGUGGCGGAGAGCGAUGCCCACUUGUACGAUCCCAAGACAGGGCUAUCGCCGCUCAUCUCCCGAGCUGUUGUGAGGUUGCUCAACACAUCGUCAUCCCUCGCGCACUUGUAUGCCACCCUAGGCAAGCUGGAUAUUCCAAACCCUGAUCGCCUGCGACCAUGCUGGGAUACCUACUUUAUGGAGUUGGCAUCCCUGGCAGCUCAGCGCUCCAACUGCAUGAAGCGCAGGGUCGGGUGCGUGCUUGUGGGCAAGGAGCGCAGGGUCAUCAGCACGGGCUAUAAUGGGACUCCAAGGGGACUGCUCAACUGCGCUGAGGGAGGCUGUCCCCGGUGCAAUGAGGGCAGCAGCUCGGGCGUGGGACUAUCGACCUGCUUGUGCAUCCACGCCGAAGAGAACGCCCUCCUCGAAGCGGGACGGGAGAGGAUCCGGGAGGGGUCUGUCUUGUACUGCGACACGUGUCCCUGCCUUACGUGCAGCAUCAAGAUAUGCCAGGUGGGCAUCAGCGAGGUCGUCUACGCCCAUGGGUAUAGCAUGGACAACGAGACUGCCCGUGUGUUUAGGGAGGCGGGCGUAAAGCUGAGACAGUUCAUACCAGCUGAUUCAGAUCUAGCCACCAAACGGUCUCAUCCAUCUCGAGAAGAUGGAGCUUUAUUAGAUCGCCGGUAUCUCGACCACAUCACAUCACCUCACCUCUCCCCUGUUGUGCCUCUGUGCGGGGAACCUUGGAGGAAGUAA
Molecule: messenger RNA, 1260 nt
Organism: Fusarium falciforme
Lineage: Eukaryota; Fungi; Ascomycota; Sordariomycetes; Hypocreales; Nectriaceae
Exons: 3
Coding region: 1-1260 (419 amino acids)
Molecular function (GO): zinc ion binding; hydrolase activity
Source: RefSeq, a predicted model, not a curated record